Molecule: messenger RNA, 1315 nt
Organism: Salvelinus sp. IW2-2015
Lineage: Eukaryota; Metazoa; Chordata; Actinopteri; Salmoniformes; Salmonidae
Product: cornifelin homolog B-like
Source: RefSeq, a predicted model, not a curated record
CCGCCCGCCCUACUUUCUCUGCCCCCACAUAUAGCAUGCCACACUUCUUGCUUGGUUUCAGUCACUCAGCAUUCCUCUUCACCAUCCUCUUCUCUGAAGCUAACUCGGAAGACGCCACCAUGGCAAACACGAUGGUCAUCCAGCAGCCCAAGCCCUUUGUUCAGGCCAUUACCUCAAACCAAUGGAGCUCCGAAAUCUGUGACUGCACCAAGGAUAUGUCUUCAUGUUGCUUAGCAUUCUGGUGCUUCCCCUGCUUUGCCUGUAUAACGGCGAGGGAGGCUGGGGAGUGCCUGUGUCUGCCCCUGCUAAAUGGCUUCGGCCUUAUCCCCCCCGCCACCAUGUCCCUGAGGGUGGGGAUCCGCCAGCGCUACGGCAUCGAGGGCACCAUGUGUAAUGACUGUGUCUAUUCCUUCUUCUGCGGGCCCUGCACCUGGUGUCAAAUGUCAAGAGAGAUGAAGACCCGCCUCCAACCAGUCACUCUCAUCAACCCACAUGUAAGAUAAGGACAGACCUCGUUCUUCCUCAUCCUCUUCUUCGGCAUCAUGCACCAUCAUCAUCAUAUAUCCCUCCUCUUCAUCCUCUUCCUCCUCCACCUUCAUAAUAGUCAUUAGACUAAUAAUAAUCAACAUCAUCAUCAUUAGACUCAUGUUCAUGGAAUAGUAACAAUACCAAGCCUUAUCGCGGACUGCACUUUCUACUACAGGAAGCUGCUGAUGGGAGGACGGCUCAUAAUAAUGUCCGGAAUGGAGCAAAUGGUGUAUUUGAUACCAUUCCAUUAAUUCCGCUCCAGCCAUUACUACGGGCCCGUCCUCCACAAUUAAAGGGCCACCAAUCUCCUGUGCUUUCUAUCCUCUGUUGACUCUUCUAUCACCGCUCACUGUCACCAAACUCGUCACCAUUGAACGUCACACACGUGUACACCUGUACUGUGAGCCACCCAAAACUGUUCUCCAUUCAGUUUCAAGCAGGUCUGCAAUAGUAUCCUGUUCUUAGGUUGUUCACGUUCACUUCUGCCGUACUGAUAGCUGAAAUAGUUUACUCUGUAUCUGUAAAGGCCCUUUAGAUUUUUUGGGGUGUGUGAAAGAUGAAUGAAUAUGUAUGUAUAAAUAAGUUUCCAAAACCCUUUUGAAAACUGGACUUUUUUAUCUACCACUAUGCUAAAUGUACAAAACAUGUGCAAAUGUAUUGUAGAAACAUAUACGAGAGAAAUAGGUGUGACACAUUUCCAAACAACAAAACAUACAUUCAGAUAUAUCGUUCAUGUUUGCAGUAUAAAUGUAUCUUAAUUAAUGGUGAAUAAAUUAUUAAAAGAUGA